AUGAAACUGUUUAGUCAGAUAUUGGUGUUUUUCUCUCUCACUCCCUCUCUCUCGUUCGCUCUCUUUUGCACUCCCUCUCUCUCGUUCGCUCUCUUUUGCACUCCCUCUCUCUCGUUCGCUCUCUUUUGCACUCCCUCUCUCUCGUUCGCUCUCUUUUGCACUCCCUCUCUCUCGUUCGCUCUCUUUUGCACUCCCUCUCUCUCGUUCGCUCUCUUUUGCACCCCCUCUUCUCCCGUUCACUCUCUUUUGCACCCCCUCCUCUCCCGUUCACUCUCUUUUGUACUCCUUCUUUGCCUUCUCUUUCUCUCUCUCUCUCUCUCUCUCAUCCGCUCUCUAGCUUCUUUGCCUUCUCUCUUUCUCUCUCUCUCUCUAGCUUCUUCCUUCUCUCUCUCUCUCUUUUGCCUUCUCUUUGCCUUCUCUCUCUCUCUCUCUCAUCACUCUCUAGCUUCUUUUGCCUUCUCUUUCUCUCUCUCUCUCAUCCGCUCUCUAUCUUCUUUGCCUUCUCUUUCUCUUUCUCUCUCUCUCAUCCGCUCUCUAUCUUCUUUGCCUUCUCUUUCUCUCUCUCUCUCUCAUCCGCUCUCUAGCUUCUUUGCCUUCUCUUUCUCUCUCUCUCUCUCAUCCGCUCUCUAUCUUCUUUGCCUUCUCUUUCUCUCUCUCUCUCUCAUCCGCUCUCUAUCUUCUUUGCCUUCUCUUUCUCUCUCUCUCAUCCGCCUCUACUCAUUCGCCUUCUCUCUCUCUCUCUCUUCUCCCCUCUCUUUUGUCCUCUCUCUUUCUCUUUUUCGCUCUCUUUCACCCUCUCUCCUCUUCAAAAUUACAACUUUUCUUACCUCCCUGACCUUACAAAGCGUUCAUUACAUUUUUUUCUUUCCCGCUACCCGUACAGAUCGUAUAUUACACUUUUCUUUCUUGCUACCCGUACAGAUCUUAUAUUACAUUUUUUCUUUCCUGCUACCCGUACAGAUCUUAUACUACAUUUUUUUUCUUUCCCGCUACCCGGACAGAUCGUACAUUACAUUUUUUCUUUCCCGCUACCCGUACAGAUCGUACAUUACGUUUUUUUCUUUCCCGCUACCCGUACAGAUCGUACAUUACGUUUUUUUUUCCCGCUACCCGUACAGAUCGUACAUUUUUUUUUCCCGCUACCCGUACAGAUCGUACAUUACGUUUUUUUUCUUUCCCGCUACCCGUACAGAUCGUACAUUACGUUUUUUUCUUUCCCGCUACCCGUACAGAUCGUACAUUACGUUUUUUUUUCUUCCCUUUACCCGUACAGAUCGUACAUUACGUUUUUUUCUUUCCCGCUACCCGUACAGAUCGUACAUUACGUUUUUUUCUUUCCCGCUACCCGUACAGAUCGUACAUUACGUUUUUUUCUUUCCCGCUACCCGUACAGAUCGUACAUUACGUUUUUUCUUUCUAUGCCUUCUUCCGUUUGUCAAUUAG
Molecule: messenger RNA, 1443 nt
Organism: Acanthosepion pharaonis
Lineage: Eukaryota; Metazoa; Mollusca; Cephalopoda; Sepiida; Sepiidae
Source: the annotation of a GenBank genome assembly